AUGCAAAAUAAUACGACUACAGAUAAACAUGUACAAAUAAUAGAAGUAGAAACCCUAACAUUUCUAACAAUAUUUAAAAAUCAAUAUAUUAGAAAUAUUAUAUUCAAUCAAAUAGAUCAAUUACCAAAGAGCAUUGGUGGUAGUUGCAACUUUGUCAAAGGAAAGGAGUUGAUUGCACUUGAAGCACCACUAUCAUGUAUCCUCUUUCCAAAUGUACCAUGUUCAAACUUUAUGGGUGACAAGGCAAUUAGAGAUGGAAAUAUAGAAAUGGUAGAUUAUUUGGUCAACCAUCGUAUUGCCAAUAUAGUUGAACAUAUUGGUCUAAGAUUUCAUUUUAUUUCUCGAAACGAUGCAGCUAUGGUCAAAUUGUUUCUUGAUUAUUUCCACAACAACAAAUCUAAAUAUAAAAUAGAUACACUGGCAUAUAUAUUACCAUCGAUAGCAGGGUAUUUUGAAAUGUUCAAAUCUCUCUAUCAACAACUAUCAUUGCCACAGGCCGACUAUUAUCUUCAAUUAGCAGUGAAAACUGCUCUAGAAGGUGGAUUCCUAGACACUAUCGAAUUCCUCCACUCGAAUAAUCAACAAUUCCCUGAUAAUCCUCUUGCUCACGCAGCAGAAAAAGGACAUUUAAAAAUUGUACAAUUCCUAACCACUCAACGACCAACUGAAAAUAGUACAACCUAUUCAAUGGACAAUGCAGCUAAAAACGGACAUUUUGAAGUUGUUCAAUAUCUUGAUCAGAACAGAACUGAGGGAUGUACAACCAAUGCAAUGGAUGAGGCAGCUAAAAACGGACAUUUUGAAAUUGUUAUGUAUCUUGAUCAACAUAGAAGUGAGGGAUGCACAACCAAUGCAAUGGAUAAUGCAUCAUUGAAUGGUCAUCUUUCUAUAGUAGAGUACCUAGAUCAACACCGAUCAGAAGGAUGUACACAAAAAGCAUUAAAUAAUGCAUCGGAGAACGGACACCUUCCUAUUGUCAAAUACCUUUGUCAACAUAGAUCUGAAGGAGAUAUUCGAAGUGCGAGAAACAUUUCUAAAACAAAGGUUGAUGCAAGUCUCUUUCAUUACCUUUGUCAAGAGAUUCAAAAACGAGAAGGUACAACUAUUGCAGACUUUGCUAAUAGUUAUCAAGAGUUUAUGAAUAACUUGGUUUUUUCUGGACAAGUAGAUGGUCUCAAAUAUUGUUAUGCCAACACACCAUUUAGAUGCAAAGUAAAGGAUUUACAAGAUGCUUUGCAAUACAACUAUCGGGAGGCUGCACAAUUUAUUUUGGACCGUGGAAUAGAGUUGAAUGAAAAUGACCGAGUCAAUUUAAUUGGUUAUGCAGCUUUGGGAGGUUACUUGGAUCUAGUCAAGCUUUAUCACAGUGGUUGCAAUGAUCGAAACAGUUGUACAAAGACUGGUAUCGAUUAUGCAGCACAGAGAGGUCAUUUAUCGAUUGUUGAAUACCUCCAUUUCAACUGCCGACAUGGAGGUGGGUGCACAACAGAGGCAAUGAAUCGAGCUGCACAGUAUGGUAAAUUAUCGGUUGUACAAUUUCUCGAUACCCAUCGCACUGAAGGGUGCACGCCGAGUGCCAUGAACUUUGCAAGUGAAAGUGGCCAACUAGCAGUUGUCAAAUACCUUCAUCGAGUUGGAAAGAAAUGUACUGUCGAUGCAAUGACCAAAGCACAAGUAUAUCGAAAAUUUGAAGUCAUAUCAUUCCUCCACUACAAUCGAACCGAAGGUUGUGUCAAAAGAGUAAAACAAUCAGACUGUGUUGAAAUUAUGCAAUUCCUCGUUCAUCAUAAAAGAGUUGUCAAUUAUCCAGAAGAUUUAUUAUUUUAUGAUUGGGAAAUUGAACAAAAAAGAAGAAAUCAAUACUAG
Molecule: messenger RNA, 1866 nt
Organism: Cavenderia fasciculata
Lineage: Eukaryota; Evosea; Eumycetozoa; Acytosteliales; Cavenderiaceae
Exons: 5
Coding region: 1-1866 (621 amino acids)
Molecular function (GO): protein binding
Source: RefSeq, a predicted model, not a curated record